AUGAAAGUUUCGACUUCGAGGAUUUGUGCUGCUUCUUCGAUGAUUAAGGAGUCGAAGUUGAAGUCCAAGUUCACCAGCCGCUCCCGCGUUAUUGCUGCGUGCGUGCACGUCAUUGCCACCAUCCGCGAGUGCGUGCUGCAGCAGCAGCAGCAGCAGCAGCAGCAGCAGCAGCAGCAGCAGCAGCAGCAGCAGCGGCCGGGUGGGGGUGGGGGUGGGGCGGCAGGAGCAGCAGGUGCAGGGGCGGACUCGCGGCAGCAGCAGCGAGAAGGGGAGGGCAGCAGCAGCGAGAGCGACGGCGGAGCAGCAGCAGCAGGCCAAACACCACAGCAGCAGCAGCAGCAGCAGCAGGACACAGAGCGCAGCAGCAGCAGCAGCAAGUGCAACUGCUGCACCUCUGAGCAGCAGCAGCAGCAGCAGCAGCAGCAGCAGCAGCAGCUGCAGCAGCAGGCGCUGCAGCAGCAGCAGCAGCAGGAGCUGCAGCAGCAGCAGCGGGAGCUGCAGCAGCAGCAGCUGCAGCAGCAGCGGGAACUGCGGCAGCAGCAGCGGGAGCUGCACUAG
Molecule: messenger RNA, 558 nt
Organism: Eimeria necatrix
Lineage: Eukaryota; Apicomplexa; Conoidasida; Eucoccidiorida; Eimeriidae
Exons: 2
Coding region: 1-558 (185 amino acids)
Source: RefSeq, a predicted model, not a curated record